Molecule: messenger RNA, 1891 nt
Organism: Homarus americanus (American lobster)
Lineage: Eukaryota; Metazoa; Arthropoda; Malacostraca; Decapoda; Nephropidae
Product: glutamate receptor ionotropic, delta-1-like
Exons: 1
Coding region: 261-1673 (470 amino acids)
Cellular component (GO): membrane
Molecular function (GO): glutamate-gated receptor activity
Source: RefSeq, a predicted model, not a curated record
CAGAAGGGGUGUUACUGCAGGACACUACGUGGCGCCCAUCUCUGUGUGACGUGUAUGUCUUCUUACUAACGGAAGGGGAAGCAUUGGUGCGCCACGCUGAUGUCAGUCACUACCAUGCAUCCAUCCAUCACCAACAUCCGCACGCACUCUGGAACUACAAUGCCUAUUACCUCCUCCUCUUCUUGGACUCGAGCAACACCACUCUCAGCCCUUCAGAUAUAGCAACUUUGUACAACUUCAGGAAGACAGAGAAAGCGUUGAUGGUAGAGCCACGAGGGGAAUACCUCCUGGUAUGGACCCACCAUCUGUACUCCACCUCAUCUACCCUUACGCUCCUCGACACCUGGAGAAACGGAAAGUUUCGUCGAGGCAAGAAUCUCUUCCCCGAUAAACUGACCGACUUACAGGGAACUGUGAUUCGUGUUGCCACCUUUGAUCACCCCCCGAGUGUUGUUUAUGUUUAUGAUCAACAACACAACAUUGACAGUCGAUUAGGAGUCGAUAUGCAGAUUGUACAGAUACUCGCAGAGGCGAGAAAUUUUUCUAUAGAGUUCAUUGAGGUCAGUCACGAUGAGCUGUGGGGAUUCGAGCUACCUAACGGCACUUGGGUCGGGCUAGUUGGGAAAGUCUUUUAUGAGCUUGCAGAUAUUGGCGCUUGUAACAUGUUCCUGGAGCUACAUCGAUGGAAACAGGUUGAUUACUCAGCUCCUUAUAAUUUUGAGCGCGGCUGUUUUGUGGCCCCCUCACCCGAGCCACUGUCGAACUGGAAAUCUCCAACAAUGCCCUUCACCUGGACCACUUGGACCUCCAUUGGCAUUGGUCUAGGAGUUGGAGGAGUUCUGCUACACCUGGUGGUGGCUCUGAGUAUCAGACCAGAGUCAUCAGAGUUCAGAAGUGUUUCAUAUGAUUACCUGUACGUCCUGGGGGCCUUGACAAUGCGCUCACUCAAUAUCAAGCCGUCUUACCAGCCAGUGCGUGUAUACGUGGGCUGCGUUUGGCUCUUUAGUCUCAUCUUAGCCACGGCUUAUUCUGCCAAUCUGGUGGCCUUUUUAUCUGUGACCCAAAUGUCGGCACCCAUUAACACCAUGGAUCAACUGUCGAAGAGUAGCCUGAGGCUCGGUGGCCACGCAUUUUGGAUGACGCAAUUUGCUGCCUCCAUUGACUCAACUGUUAGAGGAUUUAAUGACGUUUUGGAGACUGAUGUGAACCUUCAUUCUCUUUUUAACGAUGUUGAAACAGGAGAAUUUGCCUUGAUUGAAAACAAGCAGUAUUUAGAAUUACAAAUUGGAGCUCGCUACACUUACGGCAGCCACGCGUCCAUACGCAUUGUCCCAGAGUGUCUCCAAAUCUAUAGUAUCGGCCUCGCCUUCCAGAAGAACUCUCCAUUAAAACUUCACCUAAACAGUCUAAUCUUACAACUGUUUGAGUCCGGUGUGGUGCACAAGUGGCAGGGCGAAGUGGUAGAUUACUUCAGGUCCCAGUACGCCAGCAGGCGGCCCCGUACCUCAGGAAACUCACGCAGCAGACCCCUCAACCUGGCACAUCUUCAGGGAGUCUUUUAUGUGCUUGGCAUAGGAUACCUGGUCUCAACUCUCAUUCUAGUGUUGGAGCUCAUCGUUACCUCACAAGUCUGGUGCAAACAAUUUCCUCAAAAUUUCCCAACUAUUCAGUAAAUAUGCAAGACAGGAACAAAUCCCAUCAAAACUUUCUCUGAAAUGUAAGACAGACUCGUGUUCUUUUCAAUCUACACAGGAAAUGAAAAGCGAGUUAUUUUUAAAGUGUUCACUGAAAUACGAAUUUAAACUUUAUUAUAGUUAAAUGUAAUAAUGCAUAUCUUAUUAAUAAUUGUAUUUAUUUUUUCAAGGAACUUUAUUCAUAAUAUAUUUUUUUC